CCAGUGAACGUCGCAAUCAUAGGAGCUGGAGCAGCUGGUACGUCCACUGCAUACCAUCUCACCAAAUAUGCCCUCGAGUCUCGUAUACCGAUCAACAUCACCAUCUUCGAACGGAGGUCAUACAUUGGCGGACGCUCCACCACCGUGAAUGCCUACGAUGAUCCUGCUCUACCCGUCGAGCUCGGUGCCAGCAUCUUUGUCAAGAUCAACAAAAUUCUGGUAGAUGCCGUGUAUGAGUUUGACUUGUCAACGAAAGCGUUCCAAGGCAAGAGCAACGUGCCAGGUGCGGACCUCGCAGUAUGGGACGGUGAAGAGAUCAAGAUCACACAAAACGGCGGAUGGUGGGACUUUGCAAAGCUGUGGUGGAGAUAUGGCAGAGCUCCAUUGCAGACGAUCAAGUUGAUGAAGAGUACCGUAGGGAAGUUCCUGCAAAUGUACGAGAGUCCGGUAUUCCCAUUCGAGAGCCUGACCCAGGUCGCACAAGAUGUUGGACUGCUCGAAGUGACUGCAGCAACAGGAGAGCAAUACAUGCGGGAGAAUGGCAUCACGGGACUUUUCGGAAGUGAAAUUGUCCAGGCAAGCACACGAGUGAACUAUGCCCAGAAUCUGGAAUACAUCCACGGUUUGGAAGCCAUGGUCUGCAUGGCUACCGAAGGAGCUAUGGCUGUUGAGGGUGGAAACUGGAGAAUCUUCGACCAGAUGGUGAAGGCGUCCCACGCGACGGCACUCCUGGAGACCGAAGUCACCGAUAUCACGAGACAGAAGUCUGGACAGUACUCGCUGACGUUCAAGCCCGAAGCCUCUGCAUUGGAGUCGCAGUCCUUCGAUGCUGUGGUGCUCGCGACGCCAUACCAAUUCUCGAAUCUCUCCUCUCUCCGCCUUGACGACUCUCAUCCAACGCCCGACAAGAUUCCGUAUGUCGAACUCCACGUAACACUCUUCACCUCACCUCAUCUCCUCUCUCCGAAGUUCUUCAACCUGCCCGCCGACAAGUCCGCGCCAAAAGUCAUCCUCACAACCCUACCCAUCGGCGAAUCCGGCAAGUCUGGACCCGCUGGCGUCGGAAACGCUGGCUUCUGGUCCAUCUCGCUCCUCCGACCCGUCACGAAUCCAGAGACAAGUGUGCCGGAAUAUUUGUACAAGAUCUUCUCACCCUCUCCGGCCAACGCAACCUUCUUGGCAGAUCUGCUUGGCAUUGAACAUCUUCCGGGCAACGACGAGGACGGGCUGAGCAAAAGGGAUGUGUCGUGGUUACUGAGAAAAGUCUGGGACUCAUACCCGUACGAGUACCCAAGAGUCACAUUCGAGGAUGCGAAGCUUGCGGAACGUUUGUGGUAUACUGGCGGUAUGGACAGCUUCAUCAGCACGAUGGAGACCAACGCUCUGAUGGGCAAGAACGUAGCGAAGUUGAUUGCUGAUGAUUUU
This is a messenger RNA of Zymoseptoria tritici IPO323, 1425 nucleotides long. RefSeq lists its product as uncharacterized. The transcript has a single exon. The annotation marks the transcript as partial. Lineage: Eukaryota; Fungi; Ascomycota; Dothideomycetes; Mycosphaerellales; Mycosphaerellaceae. The record is from RefSeq and is a predicted model, not a curated record. Gene Ontology annotation, biological process: prenylcysteine catabolic process; prenylated protein catabolic process. Gene Ontology annotation, molecular function: prenylcysteine oxidase activity.